Messenger RNA from Wyeomyia smithii (pitcher-plant mosquito), 3529 nucleotides. RefSeq lists its product as uncharacterized. Lineage: Eukaryota; Metazoa; Arthropoda; Insecta; Diptera; Culicidae. The coding region runs from base 2495 to 3103 and encodes 202 amino acids. The transcript is spliced from 3 exons. The record is from RefSeq and is a predicted model, not a curated record.
CGUUGAUCCAGCUCUGUGGUAUGUUCUGCCAUGCCAUCAGCUUUCAACCGCUGUAUAUUGAAACCCAUCGUCCUCUCUGUGCGAGAUUUCAACACGUUUGAAAACCGUGCGCGGAUCUUACAAACGACGACAUAAUGGUCAGAGUCAUUGUUUGGUUCCUGGAAAGAGCUAACAUCAGUAACAUCCGUAAAGUACCGACCAGUACGUGAUCGAUCUGAAUCAAUUUGGAUGCCUCCAGGUGUGUUUCCGAAUAUUCAAACGUGGAAAAUAGGAGCUACAUAUGCCCAUUCCUCUGACCGCGCAAAGUUUAUCAGCCUCAGUCCGUUUUCAUUGGUUGAAGUUUUCUUUAGAAUACCCCUUAAAAUCAUUUUUUCAAUUUAACUUUUUAUUGUAGUUUUUUGAAAAUUUUCUAUGCUCUACAAUGUUGUUUACUAUAAUAAAACAAACAAUUUCAUUGGAGAAAGUUUAUUUUUAUCUCUUAUAUUUAUUUAGUUAUUGAAAAUUUUUAUGACCAUAAUGUACUAAUUUGACUCACUGUAGUAAAUGUGGUACUUGAAAGAAGUGUGUGCAAUGGGGUCUACUCCCUUUCUCCGGAAUUUGGCCACCGAACCUCCUGAACCGCUGCGAUUUCGACUUCCUGUCGAUGUAGUUCGCGAGCAAGCAACUCAGCUCGCGCCAGUUCAUUGAGAAAUUGGACGUUCCAAGUACCCAGUUUACAAUCGUUUACCGUUUUCUGUUUCCGUGUUCUUAGGCUGAGUCUUUGCCGAUUGUUCCAUUUCGUUUUUCUAAUUUCGUUGCUCGUGGUUAGGAGAAGUUUCGGUGUGUUACCUUCCCAGAGUCGCGACACCUACAUUCUGCUGGUGGGGAUGUUUCCUUAGCAUUUCAUGAUUUAGCCGCCAGUCUGCUGCCCCUGUUGUAUGCUGCCCCUAUCAUGGGGACACAGUCGUUUACGACCCCCUUCCCAGUCAGCAUUCGUGCAAAGUUUUCACCGAGGGUUGAUUACCCGAUUUCCACUAAGGAUACUCGUAUCCCUAUUGGCACCGCGUGGAGGUUGGGAUUGGGAUAAGAGUUGCUGGACAGAGGUUAGUAACAGGUGUCCAACCAUUUACCAAGAAUGCAGGAUACAAAUUUUAUUAUUCCUUUCUAGAGAGUUUCUUCUAUAAAGCCUGUAAUACACUCUUUGUCUAAUGGUCAAAUAUUUGACCUUCUGACAUAAUGGUCAAAUUUAUUUGACAUCAUGGUUGUUGUUUGCCCGUGUGUGCCCCAUGUUAAAAUUGGAGAGUGACAAAUGAUUAUCUUUGACCAAAUUUUUAUCUGUCAAAAAGUGACAAAUAUUUGACGCUCGGUCAAAGAGUGUACUACAGGCUUAACAUAGACGUGGUUAUAAUAUCUAAUGCGUUAUUUUAUUGUAGUCCAAAGAAUUCCGUACAUUAUAUUUUCUAGAUAUAUUAUAUAUGUACAUUACCCAAUUUUCAUUUUUCUAUUUAAUAUUAUUAUAGCUAAAAACGAUUGAUUUUUUUCAUCAGUUAUAGCAUGAUUAAUCUUCCUGCUGUUUGUACGAAGCAAAAAAUGCCGUUAAUUCCCAGCUUCUCUAUGAUUAUAUUAUUGAAAUCGUCAGUUUCAUUUCAACCAUACAAUUUCUUCUCGACCAUUUCUUCCCAGUUGUAGAUACUCAACUCGACGCACAAGCAGAAUAUUGUCCUUUCUUUGUGGUUGACUGUGAUCGUUAUUUUCCAAUUAUUGGAAACAUGAGGAGAUAAAUAUCUGCAGAGAAAAACAAUGUUAUCAAAAGAAUCAAAUUUCUAAUGUUUUUUAUCUUAAGAAAAUUCUUUGCAACUUACCGAAACAUAGUACUAUUCAACAGGACAUCAUUGAAUCGAUACUGUCCAGCUUGAAAGGGACAUUUGAACGGUGGUUUCGCAUAUUUAACUAUUAUUUCUAGUGAUGGAUUGAAAGUUGUCAAAAAUUUACAACCAUCGCUAACCUCAACCUUUCUGGUAAAGGGGUGGCAAUGCCCACUACUCGCGCAUUGGUCAAUCCAAAUCAUGGCUUUCAUCUUGUCGGGAUAGGAUUUGUGAAAUCUAACGACACCACUGACCACAUAAUGGGUUGAAUUUAAAAGUACUAUUCGGGAAUCCGGUACGUAAAUCGGUAAGUUUUCAAGUCCUGCACACUGUCCGAUUCGCUUCAGGAUGAGAGUGUUCGGGUGUUGUUCCUCCCCCACGCUGGCAUCAAUGCCAUACAAACGUUGACUAUUUGUUGGAAAAAUCUGCUGACCCAGCAUCAGAAUGGUGAUUAUAUGGAAGCUCAUUACUGUCUAGUAUCUAACUAGCGCAUGCUCUACCAUGUUGAUGUUUGCUGCUUAUUAUUGUGGGUGAUGAUAUCUUGCCAAUUAUUUAUGCUAGCUUUGAUUGAUCAUGCCUAAAUUGUAGGUUCAGCCUUUCGUAUACUGUCACACUGUCAGCUGCGAAAGCAGUUUCAAUCAAGCAUCAGCAUGAACCGAACCGUGAUCUUGCUUCUAGGAACAUUCGCUGCAAUUUCGUUGGCGUAUGGCGCUAAAGUGUUUGACAUUCUUAAGGGUCCAGAUUCCGGACAACCUAAUAAGCGUAUAGUUGUGCAUCGGGUGGGACAAUGUGUUGGAAAAAAGGAUCUGCCAAUCUACUUACCAGACUUCUGGGUAACCCAACAUAACAGCAGCCACUAUGUAUUGAACGGUGUUAUUAUGGUCCGUGAAGAUUUUCCAAAAGGUUGGCAACCAACGGCUUCGGUGAAGAAAUGUGACGGGUUUCAAGCAUCGGCAAGUUGUCGACCAUUUCUGGACAAUUUGGCUUCUUCCGACGUGUGCAGCAUGCUUUCGGCAUCAGAUGCGAUGUACGCCAAAUACAUUUCAUCAAUCGAACCCAAGCUCCGCUGUCCAUUUUUGAAAGGAAAUUAUACGGUAAAACAGCAGAUAUAUGAUGAAGUUGCUAGGUUCUUGCCAGGCUCCGGAAGCACUUUCUGGGAAGUACGAAACACCGCUAAGAUAGGCGAUCGCAUGAUUGCGUGCUUUAUUAUACAACUGAACGCUCGUCCGCGAAAGGUAAGGGGAUCUAGUGGGCAGUGAAAUGUGUCCGAUGUGCUAGUGUCAGUUUCGGUUUGAGGGAAGUUUAGCAAAAAUUUUGAUCAAAUUUAAGGUGUGCUGUUUAAUCGAAAUAAACAAAAAAAAUGGAGGGAGAAUCUAUAGUAUAUUUUGUGAAACGAAACAUGAAUGCGUUACUUCGAGAAAACAUCAAAAACAUUGAUACUGUCUUGUCCUGCCUGAUCUUCAUUUUCUGCGCAAUGGCUAUAUGGUACGCAAUCUCUUAUAUUGUGGGAUUCCUAAUCAGAAUCACGUUUCCAUUGAUAAUAUGCUUCGCAUUCAUGACCUUCAUCAAUGAAAAUUAUUCUUCGACAUUGGCCGUAACAAUGAAAAUCUUUCGUACCUUGGUAGCGCGAAUUUCGGACCGUUUUGCGUUGUUUACUACCUCCCAAUAAUCGUUUUGUUAUCCAA